GCAACUAUUAUAUGCCAGGUACUGCAAAAACAUACCAGAUUCUUGAAGGGUUCGGUAGGAGCCCCCUUGACUGUCAAAUGGGGAUGUCGCCACUGCUUCAGUCCUGCAGGGCGUGUGACAGGCAGUAGGCGUCCCGGAGGAGUCCCCGCCGUUUCCAUUGGAUUCCGUUGUCAGGGAGACUCCCGGGCGUCAAGCCGGGCUCGGGCCAGCCUCUCCCAAGUCGGCCACUCUCCACGCGCUGCUGCCCUGCCCUGGCCUCGGCCUCUGAGUCCCGCUGCCUGUCCCAGCCCCCACCCUAGGGACCCAGACGCUGACGCCCCCUUCGCGUCCGGCCCGGUCCAGGCCCCGCCUCCCGGAGGAGCUGGAACCCCGCCCACUCACUCCCCGCGCCGCUGAGGCUUCUGGGAUUUGUAGUUCUGGUUCACCGAGCCCAAACGCACUUCCGGGUUCGGCCCGAAGCGCAGCCAUUGUCCCGCGCGCGGACGCUUGCUGUCGCCCCGCAACUCAGUCCUUCGGAGUUAACCCCGGGCGGCCUUGCGGAUGUUGACGAGGCGACGGGAGCGAACUAGCUUAACCCGAGUCGGUCGUGCGUCAGCAUCGGCGCAGGGGUUACUUAACCCGAGUUCGGCCUGCCGCAGAGCCGGGCCGGGCUCCGAAGAGCGUUGACAGGCCCGACCUCGGCUGCGGUCCGUGGACGCUCAGCUCCAGACCUCAGCACACCGCUGUGCCCGGAAGAGAGCAUGGAAGAGCAGGAUGAGAAGCCCCCAGGACCCCCGAAGGGCUGCGUGCAGGACUCUCUCCUUCCUCAAGAGAUUAUCAUCAAGGUCGAGGGAGAAGAUGCUGGGUCACUGGCCAUCCCAUCCCAGGAGGGAGUGAACUUCAAAAUUGUGACUGUGGACUUCACUCAGGAGGAACAGGGCUCUUGGAAUCCUGCUCAGAGGACCCUGGACAGAGAUGUGAUCCUGGAGAACCACAGGGACUUGGUCUCUUGGGGUAAGAAUACAGUCCUUGGACCUUAAUGAAGGUUUGACUACUGAAAUGAUUUCACAUUCCCUUUGAUUAAGAGCUUUUUAACAGCCAAAAUGAUUUUGACUGCAUGUAGAUUGUGUUUGUGC
Microcebus murinus (gray mouse lemur) is the source of this 1115-nucleotide messenger RNA. The record is from RefSeq and is a predicted model, not a curated record. NCBI's taxonomy places the organism in Eukaryota, Metazoa, Chordata, Mammalia, Primates, Cheirogaleidae.